AGAAAGCCCGAGCCGUGUGUUGCCACUAGUGCGAGCUCUGAUCACAUCUCGGUGGCAGACUGGAUUUUCUAACGAUUAACCAUCUCUCUUCCUGCUUCCAAUGAAUAUGGCGGGGUAGAGUCGAUCGCAGUUCGCUCAGGGUUUUUUUCACACCAGUUUCGUAACCUUUGACAGACGGGAAUAAAUCGCUGCCGAAAGGGUCCUCCUUGGUUUUACAGUUUUGUAUCGAACACAGCCAUUACUAAAGGGGCGAGUCUUUGUACUUCUGGUUUGACAACAGCUGCUGCAUACCCGGCCCCUUUCUGCUCCGUUGCAUAGGAAGUAGGCGAUUAAAAGUACUCGGCAACUAUCGAAUCAUGAGUUCUCCAAUACGUACAGUCAUUCUAGAGAGAAAACGAACAGACUACAAUGCUGAAGUGCCUAUCAAAAAGCAGUUUGCACAUGCAAGAAGAUUCAUCAAUCUAAAUUCAGCCUUUGAUCCAUAUACAACCACACUGCCUUGGUAUCAACACUGGGGACACGGUGAGUGCACAUUUAAUGAUGGGAUUUCGGAACGAGAGCAACCACUCCAGCUGUUGGCUCCACAACAAAUGCACAAUGUGCUCACCUCAGUUGAUGUGAGCUCACCUCUGCCACUGGUGUUACAAGCAACGGCCCCCAUAGACCUACGGACCGAUCUGCGGAUAGCGAUGCCAGUUGUGGAUCCGGCUGCCAGGGAGAGCCAGCUGCAGCAAGAACUACUCCUGCUGCAGCAGCAACACCAGAUUCAGAAACAACUCCUCUUCGCUGAGUUCCAGAAGCAGCAUGAAAGCCUCACCCGGCAACACCAAGUCCAGCUCGAGGACCACCUCAAGCAACAACAGGAUUUGCUCGCCAUACAACACCAACAGGAGCUUCUGGAGCAGGAACGCAAGUUGGAGAAACAGCGGCAACAGCAAGAGCUCGGGCGACAGCUCCGUGAGCAGCAUCUUCUGUUCCUUCGAAAUAAAGAAAGGGGCAGAGAAAGUGCAGUGGCCAGUACUGAGGUGAAACAGAAGCUUCAGGAAUUCCUGCUGAGCAAGUCAGCCAAAGAAUCUCCACCAGGUGGUCAGAGCCAUUCUCUCCCUCAGCAUCCCAAGCUCUGGUACAUGGGGGCCCACCAUGCUUCACUGGACCAGACUUCACCACCACAGAGUGGAACUUCUCCAUCUUACAAACAACCAUUACCAGGGAUUCAGAACACAAAGGAUGAUUUUCCCCUCCGAAAAACUGCCUCGGAGCCAAACUUGAAGGUGCGUUCCAGGUUAAAACAGAAAGUGGCAGAGAGGAGGAGUAGUCCAUUAUUGCGCAGAAAAGAUGGUACCAUUAUCAGCACGUUCAAGAAGAGAACACUUGAGAGAACAGAUUCCUCGGUGUGCAGCAGUGCCCCUGGAUCUGGUCCAAGCUCUCCCAACAAUAAUUCCAGUAGCAUGUCGUUGGAAAAUAGAUUAUCUACUUCACCUGCCGAGCAGUUGCAGCUGCAUCACAGGAUUCUGAACAAGGAUGGAUCAGUGAAUGCAAUAAAUCUCUACACAUCACCAUCAUUGCCCAAUAUUACUCUGCGUCUCCCAGCUACUGCUGUCUCUUCUGCUGCCUCUCAGAUCAACGUCUCAACAGCAAACCAAACUUCUGACAGACAUCCCAUUCAGGGAACAGCUCUUGCGGCUCAGUUCAGACGAAGUACUUCAUCUGCUUUCUUGCCACCUGCACCUUUUGACGGGAAGGUUAACAGCACCCAUCAAGCUCUGCUACAUCACGUACUACUGAUGGAACAGGCUCGAAGACAGAGUCCGCUCACAACCGGUGUGGUUCCUCUUCAUGCUCAUGCUGCAUCGAUAGGAGUGGGCGAGAAAUUGUCACCAAGUAGGUCUGCAAAUAAGCUGCCACGGCACAGGCCCCUUAAUCGGACACACUCUGCACCACUCCCACAAAACACCCAAGCUUUGGCACAGCUCGUGGUUCAGCAGCAACAUCAACAGUUCUUGGAAAAACAGAAGCUAUACCAGCAGAAGAAGCAAUUGAACAAGACACUUUCCCAACCCCAACGGCCAGAAUCACACCCAGAGGAGAUGAAGGAAGUGCACUGCAAACAAAAAGUCGUAGAGGAGGACAAGGGGCCUCCCAGUGGCAGCAGCAGGAUCAACAGCGAUGGGGUUCACGAGAGAGCAGCAGCAGAUACUGUGCAGGUGAAAGAGGAGCCCUCAGACAACAGUGAGCAGAUCCAAUUAAAACAGAACGAUCCAGUAGAAAGGAGCACAUUUUUUCACCAGCAGCUCCUGGAUCAUCAUCGUGUCCACCAGCUUGGAGCAUACCAAACUCAGAUGGCCAUAGUUGGCAUGACAGGGUCAGAGAGGCACAGGCCUGUUUUCAGGACACAGUCAUCGCCAGCUACUUCCACAUCGCUGCACACCACCGCAGACCAUCCCACCAGGCACGUCCAUUCCACCGGCAGGAGUCCCAAAGGAAUUCUUUAAUAGGCACUCGAAAUUCAGUAUUCUGAGGCGCUCAACAGAUUCCAAUGCUGUAAAUAACACAAAUUGCACUUUUGUUACACCUCGGUUAUUAUUAUUUUUUUAACUGUUCAUUGUCAUGUAAAACCUUAGUUACUCAAAAUUAGAGAUCAGUCAGAACCAAUUUGCUCCAUGCUUAUUUUUCUAUUCUUGGAUGUGCACUACCGCUCGGCAAACUACCGCUGCUAUGAGAUAUUGAGUUUGAAUGGGCAAGUUCUCUUAAACCCGAGAACUACAGCUCAAUCAAAUACAUGGCCAUUGCCUUAUUUUUUCUAAACAGUUGCAGCAUGUCAUUUAGAUACUGUAUCUAUGCCAUUGAUAUAUCUAAUUUUGCUCUUGCAACAUGGGUAGCUGGCAGGCAAACUUAGAGCAAGGAGAGGAAAGCAAAGUGUAAGCACAGCCCAAACAAUGUUUCCCUUCUCUUGAAAAUCAAAUAAGAUGUAAAAAGUAAUUGACAAUAACCAUUUGAAAAACACAGUUAAUUUUGCAUUGGCAGAAUAAUAGGAGCAAAUUUUUUGGCACAAUUUAACUACAAACAUUUGAUGCUGACAGAAUCAUAACCUAAACUAAAAUGACAAAUCUUUUGUAUGGAUGGAUAGAGAAAAAAAGUGAUUUUAUUUUAUACUGCUUAGAAAAAUAAAAAAAUAAAAUGUCACCUUCAUAAUAUAUGAAUAACAGAACAAGUUAUUUUAAAGUUGCUUAAAAAUAUAAACAUUUGCUUUUUUUUAAUGAUAAAAGUUCUUCAGUUCAGCAACCAUUUUGAUUUUAGGAAAUAAUUUUAAUUGUAUGAAGGAGUAAUUUAUAUGCAUCUUCACAGUUUCAGGUUUUGCCAAGGAAUUGUCCCCAAGAUAUAGUCACUGUUGUAAUAUAAGAAGAGAUGGUACUUUCAAGAGUUGGUCUUUUUUGCACUUGGAAAUCUAUAUCUGCUGUAUUUAUUAUUUCAAUAGUGACUUGCACAAUUAAUGCUCUAGGGUACAAUUAGAGAAAUCUACGGGGUCAUAGGAUCAUAUAUAACUUUGUGUUCAAAACAUAAACAGCAAAUUGCAAUUCUUCUCUGCAUUUGAAUUUAAAAGUCCCUCCCAAAAUAUUGUUGAAGGAAAAUAUUUAUUUGGUUUACUAAUUUUCUAAACUUAACUUUUGAAAGUAAUAUUUUAUUGCUUUUAAUUUUUGGACUCAUUAGAUAUGACUUCACAUUUUGCUACAACAAUAUAAUGCUCUGUCAUGCCACUACUGAAAUUAUAUUGAGUUGAAAGGGAAUACAGUCUCGUAUUAAAUGAUGUUGAAUUUAUGUAGUGCAGAACAUUGUUAGAUCAAAGAAGAAAUCACAAAAUUCGAUGUAUGUAAUAAAUAAAACAUAAAAUUAUGGCUGAAUGUUUUAUUCACUAAGUCAGAGGAAGGAUCCCACUGAAGGUCUUCUCCUUUAUUUUCAUUUUUUUUUAUGAUCAGUUAAUUAAAUAUUCUCGUUCUUCACAUUUGAAAGAGGAUUACACUCAUUUUAUUUUACUUCAUAGAUUUUUUGGUUAAGGGAGAAAGGCCUAAAACGAGAGUAACAAUUUUACCAAUUUUACUCAUUCUUGAGUGACGUUCCAAAAGGUAGUGCAAGAAGGCACUUUUGGGGGGGCAUUUCUGGGAAGGCAACACAGAUUAACACUUUCAGAUAGAGAUCCACUGUUUUUUUCUCUUCCUGGUGCUCCACAGACCCCAUAGUUUAAUUCCAGCAGGUUUACAUGCUCACUGUUUACAUAUUUUCCUUUUCCUUUCUAAUAUAUAUUUUAUACUGGCAUUCCUACACCAAUUGUACCUUUUUGAUUAGAAGUCAUAAUAUGAUUCUGGAGGUUGGGUAUAGGUAAAGAGAAAGGAACUCAAAUGGUAUCCACAGAGUCUGAUAUAGAUUGAAUUUCAUCCAGCAAGGUAGUAAGUAAGCAAAACCAUUAAUUGCAUUUAUUCACAGCCUUUUUAGGCAUAUGUCAAAUUUAAAAACAAAAGAUUGUAUUAUUUUAAAUGUGAUUUUUUUUCAAUGUUGCUUUUUAAACAGCUAUUAGCUGCUAGCUUCACAGUUCUAAUUAUGUGUUGUAUAUUUUAGCCACUUUGCUGCAGAAGAGUCAGACAACUGUUAAAAUGUAUUGAUGUGUUGAAAAGACAAUUAAAAAAUUGAAUAAAUAAAACAUGCAUU
Messenger RNA from Leucoraja erinaceus (little skate), 4701 nucleotides. It is a transcript of the gene hdac9b, whose product is annotated as histone deacetylase 9b. Gene Ontology annotation, molecular function: histone deacetylase activity. NCBI's taxonomy places the organism in Eukaryota, Metazoa, Chordata, Chondrichthyes, Rajiformes, Rajidae. The transcript has 15 exons. Gene Ontology annotation, biological process: chromatin organization. Gene Ontology annotation, cellular component: histone deacetylase complex. The record is from RefSeq and is a predicted model, not a curated record. Bases 357 to 2492 code for a protein of 711 amino acids.